AUGAAGAAGGUUAUUGGUCAAACUGUUAGGGACCUUAAAAGAGAAGUGAACAAGAAAGUGCUCAAAGUUCCUGGCAUUGAACAGAAGGUUCUUGAUGCUACCAGCAAUGAACCAUGGGGUCCUCAUGGAACACUUCUUGCAGACAUAGCUCAGGCAACCAGAAAUCCUCAUGAAUACCAGAUGAUCAUGUCAGUAAUCUGGAAAAGAAUUAACGACACUGGCAAGAAUUGGCGGCACGUCUACAAGGCAUUGACAGUACUGGAGUAUUUGGUGGCUCAUGGUUCUGAGAGAGUCAUAGAUGACAUCAGAGAACAUGCUUAUCAAAUAUCGACUUUGUCCGAUUUUCAAUAUAUUGACUCAAGUGGAAGAGAUCAAGGAAACAAUGUCAGAAAAAAAUCUCAGAGUCUCGUUAUCCUUGUGAAUGAUAAAGAAAGAAUCGUAGAGGUUAGGCAAAAGGCUUCUGUUAAUAGGGAAAAGUUUCGUAACAAUACACCAGGUGGAAUGUAUAGACCUGGUUCACACUCAAGCAGCGGAAACUAUGGUGAUCGGUAUGAAGAUGAUCGUUAUGCGAGCAGGGAGGAAGAUAGAAAUGGCUAUGGUUAUGGAAGAGAAAGAGAAAUGGGCUCUAGAGAUGAUGAUCGGUACAGUCGCGAUGGAGAUCGAUAUGGUAGAGAUUAUGAGGAGCGUAAUAGCAGGGACGGUUAUAGAGAUGAUGACAGGGGAAGAAGUCGAAGUGUUGACUACCAAUAUGAUACAAGAAGUAGGAGUUCUGAUCGAGAGCGUGAUUUCGAUGAGGAUGGCCAACACUCAUCUCGAGGCAGCAAUGCUAAAGUUGAAGACCAAUCACUGGAAGCAAGACUUCAGCGGAAGCUUUCUGAGCAAAAUGUGGGUGCUCCUCCUACAUAUGAAGAGGCUGUUGGUGAAGCUCAGAGCCCUGUGCAGGGUGAAAGGGUUGCUGAACCUUCGGCAGAAUCUGCUCCAAAAGGCUCGUCCCCUCAUGCAAGUGAUAAUCCUAGCCUAACCUAUGCUCCCACUGGAUCUUCUCCUGUAAGCAAUAAUCCAACUGAAGUAACUGCUGCUACCAGUACCACUGCUUCUGGAACCCAGGAAACUGAGCCCACUGAUGAUUUCUUUGACCCGCGUGGCCCUACAUCAGCCGCCCCAACCACCUCUAAUUAUGGCGAAAUAGACUUGCUUGGUUCUCUAUCAGACUCGUUCUCUUCAAAUGCAUUGCCUCCUGUGCCAGAUACACCAGCAACUGCAACCCCUGAAGCAAACAAUGGUACAACAGCUUCCUUUGCAGCACCAUCAUUUGGGUCCAAUAAUUUCAAUCAGUCUUUUGAAGACCCAUUUGGUGAUUCGCCAUUCAAGGCCGAUACUUCUGCUGAAACUGCUCCAUCUCAACACUAUGCAAAUCAGAGUAUUGAACCAUCCCAAUCAGAUGGUUUUAAUGCCGACACCAUGUCUAACUUUGGAUUUGGGGACUCAUUUUCUAUAGUACCAUACUCUGCAUCUGCUACCAGUGACGCCCAACCUUUCUCCGCUAACUCCAACUUUUUGUCCCAAGAGUCAUCAUCGCAACAACUGGAAACUGAUAUUCUUGCUGACAUUCUUCCUCCUGCACCAUUACCUGAGAUGACAUCACAACAAAACAGUUCAUCUCCUUUUGGCCAACCUUCACCUUCCUUUUCAACUUCAUCUGGACCAUUUUCUGAACCAGCUGGUCAACUUACUCUGCCAGGUUUCUCAGCUGCAACCAGUCAACCUGCACAAACCCUUCCCAGCAGUCAAUUUAACCAGCAACCCUUUUCAACUCCCAAUUCAUCAUUUCCAGCUAACACCAGUCCAUAUGCACAAACACAGCCACCCUUUCCUUCUCAUCCUAGUCAACCUGGCUUGCAAGGAUUUUCGUCAUCUACCGGCCAUUCUAUGCAGGCACCUUAUGCUUCUCAAGGUGGUCAAUCUGUACAAUCAAGCGGUCAUACCUAUGGUGGGUUGUACUCUCUGGAUACAUCUCUUGCUCCAGGAGCUCCAAACAUGUAUUCUCAAUCACAAAAUGGAUAUAAUGGGUCUAUGAACAGUGGGAACUACUUGCCACAGGGAUCCUCUACAGGUUUUCCUUCACACAUGACUCCCCAAGCUCCAACACCACAACCUGCACAACAACCGGCACAAAUCACAAACUUUCCCCAUCAUGGCGGAUCUACCGGUUCUCCUUCUAACAGCCAGGGCUUCUUUGGGCAACAAGGGAAUGCAGCUCCCUUAAGUUCAUCACAUACCCAUCAAGCACCUGCUCCCAAUGCUUCACCAUAUGCUGUUUCAAUGACAUCAAAUUCUUUAGUUUCUCAACCUUCCAAGGAUAAGUUUGAGACAAAAUCAACAGUUUGGGCAGAUACCCUAAGCAGGGGGCUGGUUAAUUUAAAUAUAUCUGGACCUAAAACUAAUCCGUUAUCAGAUAUUGGGAUUGACUUUGAGUCCAUUAAUAGGAAGGAAAAGAGAAUGGAAAAACCCACCAACGCACCUGUAACAUCAACUGUAAAUAUGGGUAAAGCCAUGGGAUCAGGUUCAGGCAUAGGUCGUGCUGGUGCUGGCGCUCUUAGACCUAAUCCAAACUCCAUGAUGGGUCCUGGUAUGGGCAUGGGUAUGGGUAUGGGUAUGGGCAACGCUCCUGGAGGUAUGGGUAUGGGCAACGCUCCAGGAGGUAUGGGUAUGGGCAAUGCUCCGGGUGGUAUGGGUAUGGGAGGUUAUGGAGGAGGCAUGAAUCCAUCCAUGGGAAUGGGUAUGGGCAUGGGCAUGGGUGGUACGGGGGGAAUGGGUAUGGGACAACAAGGCUACCCGAUGCAACCCCCUAGUGGAAUGCCUCCCGGUUCCAACAUGCCAGGUAACUAUAAUAACAUGAUGGGUCCGGGUGGUUAUGGUCAACAGCCUUAUGGUGGAUACAGAUGA
Lathyrus sativus (Indian pea) is the source of this 2946-nucleotide messenger RNA. Lineage: Eukaryota; Viridiplantae; Streptophyta; Magnoliopsida; Fabales; Fabaceae. The record is from the annotation of a GenBank genome assembly.